AUGAAGGAGAGUACAAAAAUAUCUCGCAAUGGAGCUAUUGCAGCUUCUGAAUACCUUCGUUUGUUUGUUGUGGAGGCUCUUGAGCGGGCACACAAGCAAGCAGAAAAUAGCGAUGUAGUAACGGCGCGCGACAUUCAAAAGAUCCUUCCUGAACUAUUAUUGGAUUUCUGA
Molecule: messenger RNA, 171 nt
Organism: Blastocystis hominis
Lineage: Eukaryota; Bigyra; Opalinata; Blastocystidae
Exons: 2
Coding region: 1-171 (56 amino acids)
Biological process (GO): replication fork processing; kinetochore assembly; resolution of meiotic recombination intermediates
Cellular component (GO): Fanconi anaemia nuclear complex; FANCM-MHF complex
Source: RefSeq, a predicted model, not a curated record